CACUAAACCGGCUCAUGUGCCUAAGAGCUGUUUUCAUCAUCGUGACAGCGGCACUACUCCAGCACUGACACUUGUGAUUCAUCCUGGAAAACUUUACCCAGCACCGAAGCUGUAAAUUAAAGCUGCUGAAGCUCGUAAGUUAAAAAAGAAGCAGAAGGCAAACGACGGGAGCGGGUCUCCAGCCACAGCUUCCCCGGCUUUUUUCUUUUUAUAUCACAGAAAGACCUCUGAAUAAUUUCUUCAUAGGAAAGAAAGCAAAAAGAACUGGACUGAAGUUUGAGGUCAUUUCCGCGGAACAAAAACUUUUGGGGAUGACUGAUUUGUGAACGAAACCCACCGGACACCCCCAGGAAGUUGUUCCAUCGUAUUCAGCUCCGACAAAAGAAAAGCCGAAACAAAGAAGAAAAAGAAGGAGUAGAAGAGGAAAAAGAAGAAAUAACUCCCUGCACUGCCAUGGAUCAAGGAAAGCAAAUAACACUUCCAUUGUUGAUGAGUGUUGGAACUGCGGUGAUUGGCUCCCUGCAGUUUGGCUACAACACAGGUGUUAUCAACGCCCCCCAGGAGAUUAUUGAGAACUUCAUCAAUCAAACGUGGUAUCACCGUUACAAUGAACCCAUUACCGAAGGCUCCCUGACAGCUGUGUGGUCCAUCGCUGUUUCUGUCUUCUCUGUCGGUGGCAUCUUUGGUUCAUUCUCAGUAGGACUCUUUGUUAACCGCUUGGGAAGGAGGAACUCUAUGCUCAUGGCCAAUAUUCUGGCUUUUAUCUCGGCCGUUCUGAUGGGUUUUUCAAAGAUGGCAAAGUCGUGGGAAAUGCUCAUCAUUGGCCGUUUUGUGGUUGGGCUGUACUGUGGCCUCUCCACAGGUUUCGUGCCCAUGUAUGUGGGUGAAAUUUCCCCAACAGCCCUACGAGGAGCCCUGGGCACGCUACACCAGCUGGGCAUUGUCAUUGGAAUCCUCAUUGCACAGAUAUUUGGAUUGAAAGUGAUCAUGGGAAAUGAGGACCUGUGGCCUCUCCUCCUGGCUUUCCUCUUCAUCCCUGCUGUGAUACAGUGCGUCCUGCUGCCUCUCUGCCCAGAGAGCCCCCGAUUCCUGCUCAUCAACAAGAACGAAGAGAACAAGGCCAAAUGCGUGCUGAAGAAGCUCCGGGGCACCACUGAUGUGAGUGCUGACAUGCAGGAAAUGAAGGAGGAGAGCCGGCAGAUGAUGAGAGAGAAGAAGGUGACCAUCCUGGAGCUUUUCCGCUCGCCCCUCUACCGUCAGCCCCUGCUCAUUGCUGUCAUGCUUCAGCUCUCCCAGCAGCUGUCUGGUAUUAACGCUGUUUUCUACUACUCCACUAGUAUCUUUACGAAAGCUGGAGUUGAGCAGCCCGUUUAUGCCACCAUUGGAGCCGGUGUGGUUAAUACAGCUUUCACUGUGGUGUCGCUGUUUGUCGUAGAACGAGCAGGACGCAGGUCUUUGCACCUACUGGGGCUGCUGGGAAUGGCUGGAUCAGCCAUCCUCAUGACUAUUGCUAUGGCUCUGCUGGACCAACUCAAAUGGAUGUCUUAUGUAAGCAUUGUAGCCAUUUUUGCCUUCGUGGCAUUCUUUGAGAUCGGGCCGGGUCCCAUCCCUUGGUUCAUCGUGGCAGAGUUGUUCUCGCAGGGACCCAGGCCUUCAGCCAUUGCUGUCGCUGGUUUUUCCAACUGGACUGCCAACUUUAUAGUGGGAAUGGGCUUCCAGUAUGUUGCGAGCGCGUGCGGUCCCUACGUCUUUGUCAUCUUCACUGUGCUACUGGUCAUAUUCUUCAUCUUCACUUACUUCAAAGUGCCAGAGACCAAGGGCCGGACAUUUGAUGAUAUCGCGGCCGGCUUCCGUCAGACUGCUGCCAUGGCAGAGAAGCACACACCGGAGGAGCUCAACAGCCUGGGAGCCGAUUCGCAGCUCUGAGCGUCUGGGACUGAACUUUCCAACAAACUCUUUCUCAGAUCAACAGCAAAGGAGAAGAGUCUGCUGACUAGAAGUAGACGGAUACACUGAUAGUAUAUUCUUCACACUGUCACCACAUUUCAGGUGUCCUCACCACCAAACAGAACAGACCUGUGUGAUUCGCUCUGCCACGACGUCUUCUGCUGCUGCUUUCAUGUCACACAUAGAAACGAGAACUCGAUGGGCACCGCGUCGCCUGGCAGAAAAUAUACAGAGGAGAGAUUAGGAUGGUGGGGAAGGUUUUAAUAUUUUUAAAGAUAUUUUUACAGAAGGAAAAGCCGAGUCUGCAAUCAACUGGCCUCUUUUAACAUCUUUUUUCCCCCUCACUAAAUAUUUUACUGAUAUGUGCUGUUCUGUCACCUGUUACAGUGAUUUUUUUUGCGACUAUCUGGUUAAAGAGCGCUGUAGCUUAAGUGCAAAAAAUGUCUUUUUUAAAUGAUCAUACUGUAUUGCUGUGUUACUGUACACUCUGGCACUGUUGAUGCUGCACAACUUGACUAUAUCACUCCACCAGAUGGGGCACUGCCCUUAUAAAAAGGUCCCAAUACUCUGCUGAAAAGUAAGCUUGUACCGAGAAAGUUACUGCAUAGAAAAACUGUGAUAUUUGGGUGUGAGAUGAUGAGAAUGUUCAUUUUUGCAUGAUGAAAUUUAAAUUAGCAACAACACUUCACAAAUUAUACAUAUAUGUAACUACUACUCUUUUUACUCUUUGUUGGUAGAAAACUAUAGAACAUUGUAUUUUUUUGGAAAAAAAUUU
Messenger RNA from Neolamprologus brichardi, 2722 nucleotides. RefSeq names its product solute carrier family 2 member 1b (gene slc2a1b). Gene Ontology annotation, cellular component: basolateral plasma membrane; apical plasma membrane; plasma membrane. The record is from RefSeq and is a predicted model, not a curated record. Gene Ontology annotation, biological process: dehydroascorbic acid transport; response to insulin. NCBI's taxonomy places the organism in Eukaryota, Metazoa, Chordata, Actinopteri, Cichliformes, Cichlidae. Gene Ontology annotation, molecular function: D-glucose transmembrane transporter activity.